CUGUAAAUAGACCAAGUUUACGCUACUCUUCUGCAGAAACUGAUCAGACGGGUCUUGGAUUGACAGAAGUUAUGGGUACGUGGUAGUCCCCCCUCCUCAUAAAUCCAUCUACUCUGUGAACACAUAAAGAACAGAUUAUGGCUCCAAGUAAACAGGAAUUUUCGCUGAAAAGAUCCAGCGGAACCAGGAGUGGCUCAGUUCUUGGUUUGAGACCGCCGGUGAACUCUCUUCCUUUGCGCCGGAGCUCAGCGGUCUUGCCAUCGGUGCUGACGUUUGCAGUGAUCGUGGCAUCCGGCGGCCUGUUGCUCAUGAUAGAGAAAGGGCUCCUGAAUAGCGUGGACACCCCUCCGCCGAGAGGAAACGGCAAGAAAUUUGACUACCUCAGUCAAUCCAGGCAUGAAAGUUCAGACGCGGACGCCGAAUCUCAGAUUGUGCAGGACAUCCGUAACCGCACCAUCGGCGCAGUGUGCGGGCAGAAGCACAUGCCGCACAGCGUGUGGGCGCUGAGUCCCCUGCAGAGGAAGACCCUGCUGCAGCACGUGCUGGUGAGUGAGGAGCACCGCUUCCUGUUCUGCUACGUGCCCAAGGUGGCCUGCUCCAACUGGAAGCGCAUCCUGAAGGUGCUGAGUGGUGCGCUGCAGAGCGUCAGCGAGCCGCUGAAGAUGGACCACAAGAGCGACCUGCUGUUCCUGAGCGACCUGCAGCCGGAGCAGAUCCGCUACCGGCUGCAGCACUACUUCAAGUUCCUGUUCGUGCGCCACCCGAUGGAGCGUCUGCUCUCCGCCUACCGCAACAAGUUUGGCGAGAUCGCGGCGUACCAGCGCAAGUACGGCGCGGAGAUCGUGCGGCGCUACAGGAAGAACCCGGGCCAGGCCGCGGGCGACGACGUCACCUUCACAGAGUUUGUGCGCUACCUGCUGGACGAGGACGUGGAGCGCAUGAACGAGCACUGGAUGCCCGUUUACAACCUGUGCCAGCCCUGCGCCAUCAACUACGACUUCAUUGGCUCCUACGAGCGGCUGCAGGAGGACGCCGGCUACGUGCUGCAGCGCGUGGGCGCCCCGCCCGCCGUGCAGUUCCCCCAGAGGCAGGCCUGGUACAACCCCGUCACGCCCCAGACACUGCAGUACUACCUCUGCAGCCUGCCCCCACGCCUGCUCGCAGACCUCCUGCCCAAAUACAUCCUGGACUUCUCCCUGUUCAGCUACGCCCUCCCCAACACCACCAGCCAGCACUGCCGACACUAGUCGCCAUUUUAAACUUUCAUUACGACCGCCUUGUUUUUAUACUGAGAACUGUACUCGUACUUCCUAACGGGACUGGGCUGCAUAGCCCAAUGUCUGACAGCAGGGGGAUGAGACCACUAAUGUCAGACACAGGAGUGCAUUGUGGGAUGUCUGUAAUGGUACUGAUGCAUUGUGGGAUGUCUGUAAUGGUACUGAUGCAAUCCUAUAAUCGCCUGCAGUGCCCUCCAUAAUGUUUGGAAGAAAGACAUUUAUUUUAUUUUUCUUGAUUUGACUCUGUACUCCACAAUUUUGUAUUUGUAAUCAAUUUGCAUGUGGUUAAAGUGCAGAUUCUUAGCUUUGAUUAAUUUUUAUACACCAUGGUUUAACCAUGUAGAAAUUACAGUAUUUUUAUACAUAGCCCCCCAUUUCAGGGCACAAUAUUUUAGGGAAAUAUUAAUGUUACAUAAAUUAAAGUCUUUGUGUUUAGUAUUUUGUCACAUAUCUUUCAUUGCAGUGACUACUUGAAGUCUGUGACUCAUGAAGCCUGUCUUCUCUGGUGCUGCUCUGCCAGGCCUGUACUGCUGCCCUCUGCAGCUCCUGCUUGAUUCAGGGGCUAAUAAAAGUUCUUUUCAGCAUA
Conger conger (European conger) is the source of this 1863-nucleotide messenger RNA. RefSeq names its product carbohydrate (N-acetylgalactosamine 4-0) sulfotransferase 14 (gene chst14). Gene Ontology annotation, biological process: dermatan sulfate proteoglycan metabolic process; carbohydrate biosynthetic process. Gene Ontology annotation, cellular component: membrane. The record is from RefSeq and is a predicted model, not a curated record. The coding region runs from base 138 to 1247 and encodes 369 amino acids. Gene Ontology annotation, molecular function: sulfotransferase activity. NCBI's taxonomy places the organism in Eukaryota, Metazoa, Chordata, Actinopteri, Anguilliformes, Congridae. The transcript is spliced from 2 exons.